AACAAAAUCAAUUUCCAACUGAGAAGGAAUCGAGCUCCUUUCCCGAUUUGGUAAUAUGGAUCCUCCGCCUUCAUCGCCGCCUGCACGUAUGCUUCACGUUCACCUUCUCUACACCACGCUGACUGAACCAGUGGACUGCGUUCGCUGCUUAGAAUAAUGGGCUCUGACUGGGAGCUGGAAAAUUCAGAUGCGAUAACCGUCAGCUCCGACGAUGAUGACCUCGAGGUCUCACGCCUGUCGAGGCCAUACAAGGCUGCCCUUAGUCGUACAGCAUCCAAUUCGGAAGUGACACCACGUCCCACACCUAGAUCCCGAUCCCCCGUCAAAGAACAGUCUUCGCCUCUCGACAAAACUACCUCUGUGGUAGACCUGGUCGCGCAAACCGACAGCGAUGAUACGUCCUUCAAUGAUGGUGAAGUGGCUUAUCAGGCAUUUAAAAACCGAAAAUCCCUAAAGCGGAAACGGUCCUCCCUGAGUGCGCGCAAGGCCAAAACGCCUAAAAUGGCAGACCCCGGGUCCUUUGUAGGCAGACGUCCAAGGCAAAGUAGGAGGCAUACACCAAGGCGGCCGCUGAGGGAGUAUGGUGAAGAAGUGUCAUCCGAGGAUGAUUUAAUGGAAUACACGCUUCCGGACUAUCUGCAGAAGCGACGCCAGCAGUUUGAUCGUAGAGAAGAACAUCUCAAGGAGUCCGGGCUGAAAUUACCACCGGGUUAUGACGAUAUUGAAUUCUCCGAUGACGAGCGCUUAGAGUUUUUGCAAGAGAAACCUGCUUUUACGAAUAUAAGUCCGUGCAACGUGUAUAAAGACAUCACACUUCCUUACUCUCUGGGAUUGAUACCUGCCCCUAUCGCGCAGUGGCUGCGACAAUAUCAGGUCGAUGGAACUGCUUUCUUGCAUGAACUUUUUAUCUAUCAAAAGGGCGGGAUUCUCGGUGAUGAUAUGGGCUUGGGUAAGACCGUGCAAGUGAUUGCCUUUCUCACCGCAGCGUAUGGUAAAACAGGCGACGAAAGAGACGCUAAACGAAUGAGAAAGAUGAGGAGAAGUGGGAAGGACCGGUGGUACCCACGAACGCUGAUAGUAUGUCCGGGUACUCUGAUCAAGAACUGGAUGUCAGAACUUACCCGUUGGGGCUGGUGGCAUGUUGACACAUACCAUGGAGACAACAAGGAACUUGCUCUUCAGGCAGCGAGAUCUGGACGAGUCGAGAUCCUUAUCACCACUUACGGCACCUAUCUUCAGAAUAAGGAUGCCGUGAACAUGGUAGAUUGGGAUUGUGUGAUAGCAGAUGAAUGCCAUGUCAUCAAGGAACGGACUUCCGAGACCACUAAAGCUAUGAACGAAGUUAACGCUCUCUGUCGGAUUGGACUGACAGGGACUGCUAUUCAGAAUAAAUAUGAAGAACUCUGGACACUGUUGAACUGGACAAACCCGGGGAAACUGGGCCCAGUGACUACUUGGAAGAGGACUAUAUCCGAGCCUUUGAAGAUAGGGCAGUCGCAUGAUGCCACGCUGCAUCAACUGAGCAAAGCUCGCAGGACUGCUAAGAAGUUGGUCGAAAACCUUCUUCCUCAAUUCUUCCUCCGGCGAAUGAAGACCCUGAUAGCGGAUCAGCUUCCUAAGAAGAUUGAUCGUGUCGUCUUUUGUCCGUUGACAGAAACGCAGUCAGAAGCCUACGAGAAUUUGUUAGAUAGUGAUAUCAUCCGCUACAUAAAGGAAUCAUCUGAUAUGUGUACCUGCGGCUCAAAGAAGAAGGCUGGCUGGUGUUGUCAGCAAUACUUACAGUCUGGAGCCCGAUGGCAGAACUAUGUGUUUCCUGCAAUGGCCGUUAUACAAAAGCUUAGCAACCAUCUUGCGAUCUUAAUACCGCAAGGGGUAGAUUCUAGGGAGAAACAGGACAAGGAUAGAGACUGGCUGGAAAUUGGCCUUCCUAAUAAGUGGGAACAGCUUUACCGGACGAGAGACUCCAUCGUCAACUACGCCAAUCCUGAGUUCUGUGGUAAAUGGAAGGUCCUUCGACGACUGCUGAAGUGGUGGCAUUCUAAUGGUGACAAGGUUCUGGUUUUCUCUCAUAGCGUUCGACUAUUGAGGAUGUUACAAAUGCUUUUUUACCACACGAGUUACAAUGUCAGCUAUCUGGACGGAUCAAUGAGCUAUGAGGAGCGGGCAACAGCCGUUGAUGAGUUCAACUCAGACCCCCGACAAUUUGUCUUUCUGAUUUCUACACGCGCUGGUGGCGUAGGUCUUAACAUCACAUCUGCGAACAAAGUAGUCAUCGUCGACCCCAAUUGGAACCCAUCCUAUGAUCUCCAAGCCCAGGACAGAGCAUACCGGAUCGGCCAAGUCCGAGACGUCGAAGUAUUCCGACUCAUCUCCGCCGGAACUAUCGAAGAGAUCGUCUACGCGCGCCAGAUCUACAAACAGCAACAAGCAAACAUCGGCUACAACGCAAGUUCAGAACGAAGAUACUUCAAAGGCGUACAAGAAAAGAAAGACCAAAAGGGCGAAAUAUUCGGGCUAAGUAAUCUCUUCGAAUUCCAGAACAAGAACAUCGUCCUCCAAGACAUCAUCAAUAAAACCAACGUCGCCGAAAGUCGCGCUGGCGUCCAGGUAAUGGACAUCGAGGUCGAUGAAUCUCAGGCCCACGAAGAUUGGCCGGAGAUCAAAAGCAAAAACACCGACGAUGAAGUCAUGAGCCAACUCGCCGCCAUGAUCCGCGGUGAUACCGAAGACGUCAAAGGUGCCCACCAACAAAACCCCCUCCCUAAACGCCACGAUCCGAUCCAGGCGAUCCUUGCCGGCGCAGGCGUCGAAUACACCCAUCUCAACAACGAAGUCAUCGGCUCCUCCAAAGUCGAAGAGCGUCUCAGUCGACGCGCGGAACUAGCUAGCCAAAACUCGAACAAUGAUGUCCAGGUCUUCGAGGACUCUCAAACCGGAUCAAAUACCGGGUCUACUACCAUCUUCCAGAAAGAUGGUCAACUGAUCCGGUUUAAAUAUCACCCUCCCCCCGACGUGAUGAAGAGACAGUUUUGUAGCAUGGCCAAGCGGUUCGGGUUCCCUAAUGCUACAGAGUUUGCUCUCGUCGUGGAAAGCAUGACGCAGGCUCAGAGACGGGCGUGUCUAGAGCGUUGGUAUAGGGAACGCAGGCAGAUUUUAUUGGAGAAGGAAUAAUGCUCUUUGCAUAUGUUCAGUUGCUUUUUUGGCGUUGGAGUCUGUUUUUGUUCUUGAGAUACCCAUGAUCAUCAAUGAUCUGAUAUUGUAUAUUGAAUUGAGAUACUGUACUCGGUCACUGAGUUGACAAUCAGUACUUGAAUAUGAGACAGAUGG
Aspergillus alliaceus is the source of this 3327-nucleotide messenger RNA. RefSeq names its product putative DNA excision repair protein (Rad26L). The coding region runs from base 157 to 3171 and encodes 1004 amino acids. Lineage: Eukaryota; Fungi; Ascomycota; Eurotiomycetes; Eurotiales; Aspergillaceae. The transcript has 2 exons. Gene Ontology annotation, molecular function: ATP binding; ATP-dependent chromatin remodeler activity. The record is from RefSeq and is a predicted model, not a curated record.